GGUUUGAUACCAUACCCUUCAGUAUCUCUGCAGACAGGGUCCUUUCUGUAACACUGUGAGAAUGAGGUCGGUGGUGAUUCUGGGGCUCCUGCUCUUGUCGGUGAGUGUGUGGGCUGAUGACGCCCCAGCCGCUCCGAGCAGUACUGAUUUAGCGUGCGACGCCCCCGAGGCUGAAGAAGCAGCCAUAGCAGCUCAGGACUUCAUCAACAGCCAUCACACUCACGGCUACAAGUACGCUCUUAACAGAGUCGAGGAAGCCCGGGUCAUCAAGAAGGCUGAUGGUGAGGAGACCUUUAUUUUGGAAAUUGAUCUCUUAGAAACUAAGUGUCAUGCCCUUGACCCCAAACCAGUGGCUGACUGUGCAAUCAGACCCGAAAACGAGACGGCAGUUGAGGCACACUGUGAUGUGGCGCUGUCUAAAGAAGCUGGAGUCUUCACUGGACUCGCUUUCAAAUGUCGAAACAAGCCCGCUGUCAUCAAGACUUUAUGCGUGGGUUGUCCUGCACUGAUACCACUCAAUCACACAGAAGGACUGCAGAUGGUGGAGGACGCUCUUGAACGCUUCAACAACGUGACAGAGGAUGGGGUCCAUUUCGCUCUGCUGGAGGUGGGACGGCUGAAGUCACAGGUUGCUGCAGGUGGACCCAUACUCUUCGCAGAGUUUGCCAUUGAGGAGACAAACUGCACCAAAGAAGCGCAUGAUGUCUGCGUUCACCUAAACCAUACAGUGGCUCGACGAGGCUUUUGUGUCGCCAAGGGUGGUGUGGUCGAUGUUGAAGUGGACUGCGUGAUUUUUACUGUGCCGGCGACAAAUGACACGGCGACUCCGCCCCAUCCUCCCCGUAAGCAUCACCAUCAUCACCACCACCCAAGCCACAAGGGCUUCGAUCACCACAAACUGACCAAACUGCACGACCCUAGCUCCACCGGUCUGCUGUCGGCGGAGUCGGCAGAGUCGGCCGAAAAGCUCCUGAAGCAGAAGCCCGACGAGGGAAAGCCCGCUGAGGCCCCAGCAGCAGAUCCAUCUUCUCCGGUGAAGUCCUCCUGUCCAGGGAAAGUGAAACACUUUUCUCCAGACGACAUCAUGAAGGGACUCGUGGUCUUAGGGGUUCUGAUCCAGGUGUUUUGUGCCUUCAGCGUCCCCUCAGAUGAACCUUACACCUGUGCCCAGGAUCAGGACGAUAAGGCCGCCGCGGCCGCCGCGCAGUACAUCGACGAACACCAUCACCAUGGCUACAAGUUCAAGCUCAGUAAAAUCGAGUCCCGUACAGCGGAGGAGAAACAACCAUGUGAGGUAGUUUUGGCUCUGGAACUACAAGAGACAAAGUGUCACAUCGUAAACCCUAAACCCGUGGAGCAAUGCGAAAUCCGCAGCCAUCAUGAAACGCAAGUGACGGCACAUUGCAACGUGACCAUAUCCGGGGCAGAAGAGCAACUGAAGGUCGUAAAAUAUGCUUGUCACACUGAACCAGAUUCCGCAGCUGAUAUAACCCGAAUGUGCCCAGAUUGUCCCACACUACUUCCCUUGCAUGACCCUGAAGGCCUGGAGAGUGUCAAAGCUGCUCUUAAGAAAUUCAAUGCUGAAUCCAAAGAACCCAACCAGUUUAGACUGUUGGAAGUGGGCAGAAUCACCAUGCAGCAUAUGUUUAUGGGCCCAUCUUACUUUGCUGAUUUUGCUAUUGUGGAGACUAACUGCACAGAGAAGGAGGAAACAGAGGACAACCAUGCCUGUGAAUGCCUAAACCCAGCACGCCACGGAUUCUGUGAAUCUACUUUAAUUGGAACAGGUGACUUGGACGUGAAAUGUGAGAUUUAUGAAGCAGAGAACCGAACGCGUGACCCCCAUGGUCCACCUGGUCGACCUGGCCACCCGCGAGUCUGUAAGCACAAGGGCCACCAUGGGCGCCACCACAAAUGUCGCCCAGAUCACGCAGGGCACCCCGAUCACGCAGGUCCCCCUGAUCACCAUGGCAAAGGUCGCCCAGAUCACGAUGGUCCCCCCGAUUGCCACGGCAUAGGUCGCCCCGAUCACGCUGGUCGCCCCGAUCACGGUGGUCGCCCCGAUCACGCUGGUCACCCCAAUCACGGUGGUCGUCCCGGUCACGGUGGUCAUCCCGGUCACGGUCACGGUCACGGUGGUCGUCCCGGUCAUGGUCACGGUGGUCACUAUGAUCCUCCAGGCCCUCCCCAUCCCCCAGGUCUCCCAGAUAAAGAGGGUCCCCCUUUCACACGAAGUUUCCCACAUUGCCAUGGCACUGUCGCAAUUCCUCCCACUAUUCAUCCCAUCUGUGCCUUCCCCCCUCCAUGGCAUCACAAGCACUCGGGGCAGCAAGGGUCACAAAAAGCUUGAGCUGUCAGAUGGUCAUUCCUUCAUUCUUUGACACCACUUUCCAAAAGCUCCUUUUGCUUACAAAAAGCGUCAUUGACAGAAAACCUCAGUGGUGCACCAAAUGUUACAUAUCUGGACAGAAAUAAAAAUUUAUAAGAAAAAAAUAAAUGAAUCAAACUUUCAAAUUAAA
Messenger RNA from Chanos chanos (milkfish), 2519 nucleotides. It is a transcript of the gene ahsgb, whose product is annotated as alpha-2-HS-glycoprotein 1. The transcript is spliced from 14 exons. The record is from RefSeq and is a predicted model, not a curated record. Gene Ontology annotation, molecular function: cysteine-type endopeptidase inhibitor activity. Gene Ontology annotation, biological process: negative regulation of endopeptidase activity. Gene Ontology annotation, cellular component: blood microparticle; extracellular region; extracellular matrix. Bases 62 to 2350 code for a protein of 762 amino acids. Lineage: Eukaryota; Metazoa; Chordata; Actinopteri; Gonorynchiformes; Chanidae.